CGCACAAAUCCCUCGAGCAUUCUAUCACACCCUCGAGCCCAAAGAACAAACAAAAGCCUUCCGCGAUGAGCUCGUUAUCUUUGGUCGCGAUCUCGGGACGCGCGCUUUCGACGGUGAGAAGGAGCGGCCGGAAGGGGCGAGACGAGGAAUGAAUAGGUUGUUGGCGUUCUUAGGCUUGGGGCUGGCGGGCUUCGUCCUUCUGACGAGGAGGAGGAGGAGCAAUGGGAAUCGGAAGAGUCAGCAGAGGGGCAGAACUUCCGAAGAUUUCGGCGCGUUCAUCGAGAGAUUCGUCAUCCCCCCGCCUCCGGACCCUUCCCUCCCUCUCGCCGGCCUCACCUUCGCCGUCAAAGACAUAUUUGAAAUUGAGGGACGAGUUACUGGGUUUGGCAACCCGGACUGGGCAAGGACACAUGAAGCUUCGUCUUGCACGUCUCCCGUGGUUUUGGCUCUCAUCCAAGCUGGGGCGACUUGUGUUGGCAAAACUGUCAUGGACGAGUUCGCUUACAGCAUCAAUGGAGAAAAUAAGCACUAUGGGACCCCUACUAAUCCAUCAGCACCUAUGAGGGUACCUGGAGGGUCUUCUAGUGGCUCAGGGGUUGCAGUUGCUGCAAAACUUGUCGAUUUUUCUCUUGGUACUGAUACUGGUGGCAGUGUGAGGGUGCCUGCAGCUUUUUGUGGUAUUUUUGGCUUCCGUCCAUCACAUUCAACAGUUUCUUCAACCAAUGUCAUUCCUAUGGCUCAAAGCUUUGAUACUGUUGGUUGGUUUGCUAGGAAUCCAUCAAUUUUGAGCCAAGUGGGACAGGUGCUUUUGCAACAAUCUGGGGCAGAUCGCUUACCUCAUCACAUCUUGAUUGCUGAUGAUUGUUUCAAAUUUUUGAGUGUUCCAUGUGAUGAAGUUGUCCAUUCUGUUAUUCAGGUGGCUGAGACGUUUGGCUGUCAAAUUGAUCACAAAAAUUUAGCUGACUACAUCAAUGUUAAUGUCCCAAGCUUGCAAGUGUUCAUGGAGAAAGACUGCCAAGAAGAGGAACACUUGAUUUCAACUUUACAUGCAGUUUCAACUGCCAUGCGCUUAUUGCAAAGAUAUGAGUUCAGAAAUAACCAUGGUGAGUGGUUCAGAAGUGUCAAACCCGACAUAGGUCCUGGAAUUUUAGAACGUGUACAGGAAGCACUUGCUGUAAGUGAGGAGAAUAUCAAGUAUUCUGUUGCAGCAAGAUCUGAAAUACAUUCUGCAAUCAGUGAUCUUCUAAAGGAUGAUAGUAUUCUGGUCAUGCCUACCGUUCCGGGCCCGCCUCCUAAACUGCAGACUAAAGGGAUCAUGCUAGAUGAUUUUAGGGCUAAAGCCUUCAGUUUGUUGGCAAUUUCUGGCAUGUCUGGCUGCUGUCAGGUCACCAUGCCACUGGGUACAUAUGAUGGUUGUUCAGUUGGAGUUUCAUUCUUGGCAAGCCCUGGUUCUGAUCAGUUUUUACUCAACACAGUGCAGAAGAUGCAUAGUUCUCUUGCUGGAGAAGCGACAACUUUUUGAACCAAAGAGUUAUCCAUGAUUAUCCUCCUUCCUCUCUUCUACAUUUCAUCUCUGUUUCGCUUCGGUGACCCUGAUGGUGUUAUGACAGGACUACUAGGGAACUAGCUCUGAUAUACAGAAGUUUUGUAGCGUUUACUCUCUUCCGCGCGUACUUUUUGGGAUGUGUUCUUAUGCCUUUUCAUAGAAAAAACUUGAAAAUACAUGCAUAUACUUUCUCAUACACCUAUCAGGACUAAUGGUGUGAUUAAUUAUUUGUAUGUAAUGCAUUACUACAUGGCAUAAAGUUCUUGAUA
Molecule: messenger RNA, 1815 nt
Organism: Nymphaea colorata (pocket water lily)
Lineage: Eukaryota; Viridiplantae; Streptophyta; Magnoliopsida; Nymphaeales; Nymphaeaceae
Product: amidase 1
Exons: 9
Coding region: 149-1522 (457 amino acids)
Source: RefSeq, a predicted model, not a curated record